Messenger RNA from Tetrahymena thermophila SB210, 1146 nucleotides. Its product is annotated as polyubiquitin. The record is from RefSeq and is a predicted model, not a curated record. NCBI's taxonomy places the organism in Eukaryota, Ciliophora, Oligohymenophorea, Hymenostomatida, Tetrahymenidae. Gene Ontology annotation, biological process: protein ubiquitination; modification-dependent protein catabolic process. The transcript has a single exon. Gene Ontology annotation, molecular function: protein tag activity; ubiquitin protein ligase binding. Gene Ontology annotation, cellular component: cytoplasm; nucleus.
AUGCAAAUCUUCGUUAAGACCCUUACUGGUAAAACCAUUACUUUAGACGUUGAAGCCUCCGACACUAUUGAAAACGUCAAGGCUAAGAUUCAAGACAAGGAAGGUAUCCCUCCUGAUCAAUAAAGACUUAUCUUCGCUGGUAAGCAAUUAGAAGACGGCAGAACCCUUUCUGACUACAACAUUCAAAAGGAAUCAACCCUCCACUUGGUUUUAAGAUUAAGAGGUGGUAUGCAAAUUUUCGUCAAGACCUUGACUGGUAAGACCAUCACUCUUGACGUUGAAGCCUCUGACACUAUUGAAAACGUCAAGGCUAAGAUCCAAGACAAGGAAGGUAUCCCCCCUGAUCAAUAAAGACUUAUCUUCGCUGGUAAGCAAUUAGAAGACGGCAGAACCCUUUCUGACUACAACAUCCAAAAGGAAUCUACCCUCCACUUAGUCCUCAGAUUAAGAGGUGGUAUGUAAAUCUUCGUCAAGACCUUAACUGGCAAGACCAUCACUCUUGAUGUUGAAGCCUCCGACACCAUUGAAAAUGUCAAGGCUAAGAUCUAAGACAAGGAAGGUAUCCCCCCUGAUCAAUAAAGACUUAUCUUCGCUGGUAAGCAAUUAGAAGACGGCAGAACCCUUUCUGACUACAACAUCCAAAAGGAAUCUACUCUCCACUUAGUCCUUAGAUUGAGAGGUGGUAUGUAAAUCUUCGUCAAGACCUUAACUGGCAAGACCAUCACUCUUGAUGUCGAAGCUUCUGACACCAUUGAAAACGUCAAGGCUAAGAUCCAAGACAAGGAAGGUAUCCCCCCUGAUCAAUAAAGACUUAUCUUCGCUGGUAAGCAAUUAGAAGACGGCAGAACCCUUUCUGACUACAACAUUCAAAAGGAAUCAACCCUCCACUUGGUUUUAAGAUUAAGAGGUGGUAUGCAAAUUUUCGUCAAGACCUUGACUGGUAAGACCAUCACUCUUGACGUUGAAGCCUCUGACACUAUUGAAAACGUCAAGGCUAAGAUCCAAGACAAGGAAGGUAUCCCCCCUGAUCAAUAAAGACUUAUCUUCGCUGGUAAGCAAUUAGAAGACGGCAGAACCCUUUCUGACUACAACAUCCAAAAGGAAUCUACCCUCCACUUAGUCCUCAGAUUAAGAGGUGGUUUCUGA